This is a messenger RNA of Closterium sp. Naga37s-1, 1761 nucleotides long. Lineage: Eukaryota; Viridiplantae; Streptophyta; Zygnematophyceae; Desmidiales; Closteriaceae. The record is from the annotation of a GenBank genome assembly.
AUGCCGCCUGUGGCGUUCAGCUGGGAGAUGCUAGGAGAAGAUGAUAGCCGUCCAUUGUAUGAUGAUGAGGAGGAUCCGAUGGAUGAAAUAUACUCCCUGCUGGGAACAGUUCCGCCUACGAAGCAAGAACUUCAAGAGCUGCCACUGUGUCGCAAUACCAACCAUGUGGGACUUUCGCCGGAGUUUAGAGAGAUUGGGGGGGUUGAGGAGGAGCUGAGCGCAGAUGGUGUGGUGGUGGGCAAUGGGGAUAUUUUUUGUCGUGAUUUGCAUCACGAUGGGGAGGGAAGGGUGCAUGACCCUUCAGAGCCGAGGUUGGCAGCACCAAUGGGGUCUGGGCUAGGCGGUGCUUUGACUGACUACUGUGCUGCAUCUGAUGCUACUGGGUUUGAUACGCAGCAGGAUGUGAUGGUGCUGCAGCAACUGCGCCAGCAACUGUGGCAGCAACAGAAGCAGCAGCAGCAGCAGCAGCAGCAGCAGCAGCAGCAGCAGCAGAGGCAGCGGCAAGAGCAAGAGCAAGAGCAGCUGUCAGAGCAACAAGUGACGGCGUUGCUGCUGUCGUUGACUGAUUCCUUCAUACAAAGCAACAACAGAGCAUGCACCAUCACUGGUGUAAUGCACCCCGCCUCAGACAUGCUUGAGACCUUCUUUGAAAAUCUCCCUGCCACUCUCCCUGCCACUCUCCCUUCCACUCUCCCUGCCACUCUCCCUUCCACUCUCCCUUCCACUCUCCCUUACACUUUCCCUCCCACUCUCCCUUCCACCCUCCCUCCCACUUUCCCUUACACUCUGCCUUCCACUUUCGCUCCCACUUUCCCUCCCACUUUCCCUCCCACUCUCCCUCUCACUCUCCCUCCCACUUUCCCUCCCACUUUCCCUCCCACUCUCCCUCUCACUCUCCCUGAAGCCCCCUUUCCUUUUCCACUUGACCCAGCCAUCGGCCCUGACACGCAGGUGAAAUGGCAGAAUUGGCUGCCCUCUGCUAUGGACACACAGUUACCUGCAGUGACUUCCGAUUUGAUGCAAAGGUGCCCAGCUGUGUGUGCCUCAGAACCCCUGACAGCCACCAGCCUUGGUGCGCUCAUGAAUCCGCGGAAGCGCCCAGCCUCUGCAAUGGAUGCACAGCUGCCUGCUCCACCUGCGCAAGCCUGUGACCGAGCCUGUGCUCAAGCCUUUGCUCGUGUGGACCCUGAGACAAUGGCUGCACCAGAGGAGCUGCUUACCUGGAGCAGCAAACACUCGACCGGUUGCGGCACGAGCAUAUCCCGUUGGAACGAGCACCGCUCCCCUCGACUGCGUGCUUAUUCUUCUGAAGAGGUGAGGGAGAAGGUGGGAUUAAUGCUGCUGCAGAAGCAGCAGCAGCAGCAGCAGCAGCAGCAGCAGCAGCAGCAGCAGCAGGAGGUAGAUCCUCCCGGCUCUUCCAGCAAGUGCCAGCGCCAUGCUGUUCACACGCCAAUGCAAGCAGCAGCUCAGCCCUCAACCCCACACAUGCCACUCCUGACCGACAACUCACCCGGUGCAGCAGCAAUGGCUUAUGGGGGCACGCAGGCCGGGGGGCUGUGCUGCAUAGAUCAGCUUGCAGCGUUCCUGACCGCAGCAGAGCACGGAGUGAGUGGUGCAUUGGCCCAGCAGGAAAUGUCUGGGCCCUUGAUUCCUGCGCCAGUGUUUGCAUUCCUGGGGGGAGCGAGCACCGUCCGUGUUUCAGACUUUGUAGCCGUUGACGUGCAAAAGGAGUUACAGUCGUGGCUCGAAAGCACAGCUUAG